AUGGGGAAUUUAAAUCUCACAGAAGAACGGUCUGUGUAUACUGGUAGUUCCCACUGGGCUACUAUCCUGGAAGAUUAUGCAAACUUCUGGGCCAACCCCUCAGUCACGCCUAUCAAUUGGUUGGGACUGCUCUUCAGCAUUAUGAGCAUGUCCGCAUCUAUCCAAAAGACAGAGCUAGGCGCCCAUGACCCAUCUGCUCAAGAAUUGCAGGCAAAUCUUGAGACGUUCAGAACACUGACCAUCCACUGCUUGGUUGCCGGUGACUAUUUGCAUGCUAGCAGGUACGUCGUCGAGACGCUGAUGCUGCAUUUUGCUGUUGACCAGCAUGCCAAUAUUGCCACACAUAUGGGUAGCUGGAUUCUCAUGGGCGUCAUCAUCAGAGUUGCUAUGCGUAUGGGUCUACAUCGCGAACCAUCACACUGGCCAGGCAUCCGGCCUUUGCAAGCCGAGCUUCGGCGACGAGCUUGGACAUUUCUGUAUAGCGUCGACUUCUUCACCAGUACCCAGGUCGGACUGCCACGCAUUAUCAAAGACUCUCAGUGCGAUACGCGCCCUCCUUCGUAUUUACUGGAUAGUGAUAUCAGUACUGAUAGCGGCGUUCUUCCACCCGAGAGGCCAUUCUCAGAACCUUCCAUGCUGACAUUCUUUAUCAAGAGGCAUGGUGUUAUCAAAGUAGCAGCUGAGAUAUACGAUACUACCGAAGCCGGACCUCCAUCGCCAGCUGCUGUUACCGCCCUCGAGGCCAAGCUUCAAAGCGUCGUUGAUGCUUUGCCUGCUUGGCUCAAACCAAAGCCACUUGAAGAGUCAAUCGCAGACAGCCCUUCUAUCAUACUGAACCGCAUGAUGCUGGAUAUCAUUAUCCAAAAGGCCAUAUAUCUCCUCCACCGGCAUAGCUUUAUCAACAGUUCAGCCGGGGAAGAUAAUUCCAGGUCUCAUGAAGUAUGCAUCGGGGCAGCUCUCGCAAUUCUAGAGUAUCAGCGGCGCAUGCAGGAGGAGGCUCAGCCUGGAGGUCUCAUGUACGCCAUCCGCUGGAGAAUCUCUGCACCGCUUAACCACGACUUCCUCCAAGCCACCAUGAUGCUGUGUCAUUCUUUGAGUAGAUACGAUGCAAGACGUGCUCUAGAUAGGCGAGAAGAUAUCUUGCAAGCUUUGAUUGUGGCUAAGGAUAUUUGGGAACAAAGCUCGGACAGGUCGACUGAAGCACAGAGGGCUAUAAAAGCCAUCUCAGUCAUGCUGGAACAGGAUCGAAAGAAUUCAGCUUCUCUUCCAGUCCAGUCGUUUGUUCCUGAGGCCUCGUUCUUUAAGCCAGCGGAAGAUACUUUCGAUGUCUUCGACAACACUUUCGGUCAAACCAUGGCAUUGGAUCCGUCAUUUUUCUCAGUCCAGGAUGAUAUGCCGACAUUGAGCAGUGUUAUAACUGGAUAUAUGACUGAUACAGUUGCUCCUGGUCUUUCGGGUGCAUUAUUCGAAACCAUGAGUUGA
Molecule: messenger RNA, 1482 nt
Organism: Fusarium coffeatum
Lineage: Eukaryota; Fungi; Ascomycota; Sordariomycetes; Hypocreales; Nectriaceae
Exons: 3
Coding region: 1-1482 (493 amino acids)
Biological process (GO): DNA-templated transcription
Cellular component (GO): nucleus
Molecular function (GO): DNA binding; zinc ion binding
Source: RefSeq, a predicted model, not a curated record